AAAUGCUGCUGCUCGCAGUGCGUUUCUCACCGGAUACUCUAGCGGACGCUCUUUUGUCUUUGUUCGGUUUUUUUCUCUCUCUGUAUACACGGUUGACUUGUCGCGAGUUUAGAUUAUAUAUGCACAUGCAGCGCAAGAUGUCGUGGUCAGUGAUCUGGACCACGGCGGCGAUUUUUUUCGUCGUCGGUGUCACGUGUCUGCCCGUAGACGUACCCGUUCCAGCAACAGAAUUAUUGCCUCCGUUCGAGGACGAUUAUCUGCCCCAGACGCCGGCUACGGAAUUGCUGCCCCCGAAAUUCAACGGCGAUGACGAUGGCCUGCCGACCUUGGCCACGGAUCUGGUGCCGCCACCUCUGCCCAGCGACGCGACCGAGUCCACCAGUCUCGAGCUGAAGAGAAAAAAUCCUCUGGCGCUCUUUCUCAUCAAUGUUUACGCCGUAAAAAACCACACGGCCGAGGACGACAACGACGUGUUGCACAACGAAAUUAUAGACGAGGUGCCCAAAGACGUCGAUGAACCUCUCGCUGUAUUCUUGCUCGUCGUCGAGGACAAAGACGAGGAUCACCCGGUGGAUCUGGACGAAGUGGCCGAGGACCUCAAAGCCGAGGGCUUCGACAUCGAGAAGGUCCAGUACCACGGCCAGACUCGCAUCGUCAAGGUGAAUCUCGAGUCCGCCGAGACGUUGGUCGACGCCGCGGAGAUCGACAGCUCUCUGUCGAACGCGAUUCAGCGCGCGGCCGAGAACUCCGAGAAGAAGAGCGAAGAGAAGGCGGAGGAGGAAAAACGCGACGAGAGCGAAAUCGAACAGGCCGGAAAACUCAUGAAGGUUCGCAGGAAGAGGCACAUCUGCCUGUCGUGCAUGGUCGAGGAGAUGAAGGCGAAGAAGUUCCACAAAGGCGGCGGCGGUGGCGGCUGUAACGGAGGCUGCGGGGGCGGAGGUGGCUAUUAUCCUGCCCAACCCGUUCAAGUUCAACCGGUGUACGUUGUUCCCGUUUACGGCGGUGGUGGCGGUCACAGACCCCAACAGGGCUAUUGUAACACGUGCGCUCAGCAGCAACCAUACUACCAACAAGGAGGUGGCCAGGCUUUCGCUCAGGCCAGUGCUCAAGCCUCGGCCACCAGCUACGGCAAAUAGACUUAAAAUUGGAUAAGCUAAAACACUUGUAAAUGCAGUGCAUUUAUUCAUACUCACUAGAUUUGAUAUAAAAGUUAAUUUUAUUUUGUAAGUCUAUAAGUGUAACCCUUUUGUAUUAUAUUAAUUGAUUUUGGAAAUUAAAUCGAUGUAUGACAACGAA
Molecule: messenger RNA, 1296 nt
Organism: Trichogramma pretiosum
Lineage: Eukaryota; Metazoa; Arthropoda; Insecta; Hymenoptera; Trichogrammatidae
Exons: 5
Coding region: 3-1136 (377 amino acids)
Source: RefSeq, a predicted model, not a curated record